Messenger RNA from Linum trigynum, 2854 nucleotides. The record is from the annotation of a GenBank genome assembly. Lineage: Eukaryota; Viridiplantae; Streptophyta; Magnoliopsida; Malpighiales; Linaceae.
UAACCGAGCGAGGCAACCCAAAAAAUUCAAAACCCUACCCACUUCACUGUUCUCUACUUCUCUCUCUACAGAUUCUGUACCCACAGGGCAAGCAAAACUUCUCGUUUUUCAAAAUUUCCGAAAAGUUCAAAUCUUUUUUUCGCUCUCUUUCGUUUGUCGGAAUCGGAAGCCGGACUUCUGCAACAGGAGAACGGCUAGGUCAAGCAGAAGAAGGAGAAAAGCCUCGACAAAGGCAAUCCACAAGGUGGGUUUUCCAUAAAUACGUUUUUUUCUCUCUCGCAUUCCUCUAAUUUGUUGUUAAAGGACAAAGCUUAGAUACCCAGUUCUUCCCUUGUGUUCUUCCGCUGUAAUUUUGGUUUGAUAAUGGAGACUGGUCAUUGAAUUGUAAUUUCGUCGUCCAAUUUGGGUUUCAUCAAUUGUGGGUUUGCUGGAUUCUUGGUACAUUUAUGUCGACGUUUGAAGCUUGUAGUUGAUUUGAAACGCUUUAUGACAGGUUUGUUGAUUAUGUUUCCUUUUGGGAUCCAGGUCCGGCAAUGGUUGGUGGUGCAAGCCUGGCCCCAAUUUUCAAGAGAGAGUUGGCAAAUCUCGACAAAGAUGCUGAUAGUCGGAAAUCAGCAAUGAAGGCGUUGAAAUCUUAUGUCAAAGACAUGGACGCAAGGGCAAUCCCGCUGUUUCUCGCCCAGGUUUCGGAGACCAAAGAAACCGGUUCUUUAUCUGGAGAAUACACCAUCUCCCUCUAUGAAGUCCUCGCCCGAGUUCACGGACCCAGAAUCGUCCCUCUCAUAGACACCAUAAUGACCACAGUCAUCAACACACUGUCAGCGAGUGGGGUGUCUUUCCCUCUCCAACAAGCCUGCUCCAAAGUGGUCCCUGCCAUUGCUCGAUAUGGUAUCGAACCUGGUACUCGUGAAGAAGAGAAGAGGCGUAUAAUACAUUCCCUCUGCAAGCCACUUGUUGAAGCUUUAUUGGCUACUCAGGAGUGCCUUAGUUCAGGAGCUGCCCUUUGCUUGAAGGCACUUGUUGACUGUGACAACUGGAGAUUCGCCUCUGAUGAGAUGGUGAACAAAGUUUGCCAGAAUGUGGCUGUUGCUCUUGAAGAGAAGUCAACACAGUCUAAUUCCCAUAUGGCUUUAGUAAUGUCUUUGUCGAAGCGUAAUGCUUUGAUUGUUGAAGCAUAUGCUAGAUUGUUGAUUCAGUCAGGAUUGAGAAUCCUGAAUUCAGGUUACCAAGACUGUGGUAGCAAUUCACAGAAGAGGCUUUCAGCAAUUCAGAUGGUGAAUUUCAUGAUGAAGUGUUUGGAUGCCAGAAGCAUAGUCUCCACCCUUGGUUUGAUUAUAGAGGAGAUGGAAAAGUGUCAAUUUGAUCAGAUGGCUUAUGUGAAAGGCGCUGCCUUUGAAGCUAUGCAGACUGCUAAGAAGAUUGCAGAUGAGGGGUUGAAGUUCGACAAGAGUUCUGGUUCUGGUUCUGUCACAGGGUCUAACAACUUGAGCAGGAAAGAUCAUAGAAGAAGGGGGAAUUUGUCUAGUACGCCAGAAUCUCAGACACUUGGCUCGUUCAUGGACUACGAAUCCAUGAUUGGUUCACCACUGUCAAGAACUCCGACAACUCGUGUCCUGGAGUAUGACUGUGGUGGGAGUGAGUUUGACAGCAGGAGUGUGACUCGUAAACUGUGGAGUCAUGAGAAUGGAGGAGUUGAUGUGUCUCUGAAAGAUGGUUUAUUUUCAGAACUUGCUCGAGGAAAUAGUGCCAUCAAGAAUGCAUCUUCUGGUCAUGCUAGGCGCCAUAGCUCGACUGAGAAUGGGGAUCAUCACGAAGGGGAAUUCUCAGGCUUCUUGCCAAGGACUCCACAAAAUGUAGUGGCGAGGAGCUGCACUCCAAGUCCCCAGAGGUCACCACGUUCUCACCUGAACGUUGACAACAUCAACAUGUUCACGAGUCCAAGGAACCUCAUACGCUCUCUCCAAGAUGCCGAUUCAAAUUCCUACUCGAGACAAGGUAGGAGGUUCAGAGGGCCGUGUUCAUGCCAACACGAAAACAGCCCAACUUCAAAGCUCAGUCAAAAUGAAUUUCUCGGCCAUAACAACGGUUAUGCAUCUGAUAAGAAAGGUGAGUCGUAUGCUGGUGGUGAGGGGUUGUAUCAGGAUGCCGAUCCUACUUCAAAGCUCAACCAAAAUGGGUUUCUGCACCAUAACAAUGGUUAUGCAUCUGAUGAGAAUGGAGAGUCGUAUGGUGGUGGUGGUGAGGACAUGUAUGAGGAUGUGGAUGAAUCUGUUUCUUCAACAGAGGAUGCUGCCACUGUAGAUGCAGAUCAAGUUGCAGAACUGGUGGUUGCAGAGAAGAAAACCGACCCGGAAAGUGAUUGCUUUGAGAAAGGAUACCAGAAUAAGAAGAGUUGUGGGUGGCUUGUUGCGUUUGGUGUAGCUGUGUUUUCAGGCUUGGCAUCGUUGGCGAUGUUGUUUGAUGGUUCUGAACAAGGUCAUUUCCUUCCUCCAACUUAGGUGUUAGUUUGUGCGUCAGAAUCCAAUAGUACGUUUUUGCUUUUGAUUGUUGUUGUAGUCUCAGUUGUGUAACGCUAUGUUCUGUUUAAACCACCAUUCUGUUUCCAUUUUCUGCUUGUUUUAGAAUUACAGAUUCCCAAAUCAGAUUCGACUUUGUUACUGAUCUCAGGUGAACAGUUUCUAACAAAAAGAAAGGUAUGCUCUUCUUUGCAGACAGUCUUACUAAUUCAGGUGUCAUCAGAAACUUAAAUGUCAAUCUAGCAGAGGAUAUUUGUACUACACCGACCAUUGUUUCAUCAAUUGGCUGACCAAUAAUUAAUAUUCAAACACAGUUCUAAUGAAAUUUCGUCCAUAUU